CAUCCGCGGCUCCGCCCCGCCGCCGGCGGAAGCGCUCGGCUCUCGUUCCCCGGGAGCGGCGGGGCCGGAGCUGUCGAUAGGGAUGUGGGGCUGAGCCGCCAUGGUGCCGUGCGGGGCCGUGCUGUGGCGGCGGCUGCUGAGGAAGCGUUGGGUGCUCGGUGUUGUCUUCGGGCUGUCCCUGGUGUAUUUCCUCAGCAGCACCUUCAAGCAGGAAGAGCGGACGGUGAGAGACCGGAACCUCCUUCAGGUGCAGGAGCACGAGCAGCCCAUCCUAUGGAAGGAGCAGUUCAGCUCGGGGAACAGCAGCCACCUGAGCAACCAGUGCCGGAAUUCCGUGCAGGGGAAGCUGCUCAUCACGGACGAACUGGGCUACAUCUGUGAGAGGAAGGACUUGCUGGUCAAUGGCUGUUGUAAUGUCAACGUGCCCAAUACGAAGCUAUACAGCUGUGACAGCUGCCUUCCCAAUGGCUGCUGCAGUGUGUAUGAGUACUGUGUGUCCUGCUGCCUGCAGCCCAACAAGCAACAUCUUCUGGAACGUUUCUUGAACCGGGCAGCCAUGGCUUUCCAAAACCUCUUCAUGGCAGUGGAAGAUCGUUUCGAGCUGUGUCUGGCGAAAUGUAGGACUUCAUCACAGAGCGUGCAGCAUGAGAACACCUAUAGAGAUCCAAUUGCUAAGUACUGCUAUGGUGAAUAUCCCCCGGAGCUGUUGCCUGUUUGAAAGCUGCAGGAUCUGAGCAGCAAGGCGAAGGAACUGGAGACUAGAAUCCAAAAGAGCAAGACAACAGCUGCCGCUUUACAAGAGCCUCAGUGUAAAUGGUUUAUGGUGUUUUUGGUGUCAAACCAAGGCCUGCAAGGAGUGAGCAAGAGACUUAAGUUCUGCGGGAUUGAAUCUUGCUUCCUUCAGCUGAUGUUGUGCACCUGCUUUGGGGCACCAGAAGGGCAUUCUUUGAAUCAUUCUUCUACAAUAGCUUGUGUUUUAGGAUGCAUGGAGUGGAUCUAGCCUGUAAAAUAUCAUAUGACAACAGUCUAAUGUAGCUUUGCAGCUGUACCUGUAGGCUCAGUGGUCACUGCAGUCCGGAGGCUUCCCAGAAUGGCAGUAAUAAUGACAGAACCUUUGCUUAUAGGGAGUAAAGCGUUGCCUGUUGUUUCUCUGGAGUACUAUCCCGGUGUGCAUGGCGUACUCUACAUCUGUAAUUAUGAAUUAUUUAUUCAGUUUAUAUGGAUUUCCAGCUGGAAGUAUUGAUGCUUUGCAUAGCUAGUUGUUGAUGCCUUUCAGCCCCUGUUUCUUUGUGUCACAUAAAAAGGAUAUUUUGCAUCCUGACUAAAACUGAUCAGUGUUUUUCCCUCCUUAGUCUAAAGGAUUUGUAUUGGCUUUCAUGGCUAUAGUGCUUAUAUUCCUCGCGGUGAGUUUAAAGCAUUUGGAACUCCAAUGGAGUUGUUAUCUGCCAAAGUCCCCAAGCAUGAGAGAAGAGCAGAGAUCUCCCUGUGGUGGGACCUUUAUUGUCUGUAAGUGCUUCCCUUAGUUCUCUGCAGCAGUUUCCUUGAGGAGGAGCGUUAGCCUUGCAAGCAGCUCUGUCUGUCCACUUGCUGACAGGAAGCAAAGAAGGUUUAUUUGCUUGAACUUGUUCAGGACUCAGUAAUUCAAUUGUGUUCCACUUCUGGUUGUUCAGGAGGCAAAAGGGUGGAGUUCUUCCAGGAUUCUUGCCUCAUUACAGCCUUGUUCAUGAAGUAAAUAUGCUAGAAUGUUAGAAUAUGGUGCAGGCCCUUCUGUGGGGCAGCCAUGUUGCGUGAGCUCGGUUAAACCAUCAGGGUGUUUUACUUUGCUGUUUGACAUGCUGCUCUGAAGUUUCAGCCUUCUGAAUGGCAGUAGAACAGGGCUGGUUUUUUCUGCAACUGACUCCUUAAUAAGGCUGCUCAACACAGGGGAGAUGGGUAGAGACCAUGUAAGAUAUGUGCGCCACUUGUCACUAUGUGAAGGCCAAGCACCAGACAAAACUGGGCUGUUUUUGCUAUGCAAAGCCUCAUUUCCCCUGUUUUUACCCCAGCCAUCUCUGUGCAGCAAGGCUACUUCAAUGAUUCCGACUUGGCAUAUGCAUGUUUAAACUGUUGCUUCCUAUUCCCAGAAUGCAAGAAAAAAACAAUCUACAGAGGCUUUGUUUAAAAAUAAACAGGCACGGCGGUGAAGUGUCCUGGUGCCAAAGAUCUCUGUACAACGCUACAGCAAAAUAUCUUAUGUUUCCAGUUAAAAUUCCAUGCGAUAUAAACGAGUAGUAUUACCAACUGCCUGAUAAAAUCCACCUGCACUGUUUUCAUUGUUCUUUCCCAGAACUCAUCGGGUGAGAUAUUGAUUCUGUCAGCAGAUUCUUCUGAAAGUCUUGUUUCUCCCAAAGCUGUAGCGUGAGCAGUUUAUCUGGAUGGAAACGUCUUCCCUUUGCUGCCAUCCUAUGGCAAGUCGCUGCAGCAGGCGUGAUGCAGGGUGAAGGUGCAAUAUGAAAUGCUGUCUUAAGAGGGUAGCAGAGGUUUCUUGCUUCUCUUUUCAGUGUUAAACAGAUUGUUCACCUCCCUUCCACACUUAGUAAGGGGAGGUCAUGUGGUUGGUCUUGUUAUAUCACUCCUAGUGGGAUGUAUUAUACGUGUCACGUUGCUACACAAAGAUUGAGGUACUGAUGGCUUACCCUGAAUUUCUUUUCCAACUUGGUAUUUAUUCUUCUGCUGGUGAUAUCUCUGCAAUUGUGAGGAAUCAUAAGAACCAACUUCAUGUGAUAGUGGGAUGCAAUAGUGGGAGUUCCUGCUCCCUCUCAGAGGAGUGUUCAGCAGUGUGUUGUGAUCGCUGCCCAUUCACCGUGGCAGAGGGUGCGUCUUCCUUCCCUGUUUGUUAGCCUGUUCAAAUUGUCUCUAUUGUGUGUUAAAUCAUUAAAAAUGUAUCUAUGUUCCAAAA
Coturnix japonica (Japanese quail) is the source of this 2938-nucleotide messenger RNA. It is a transcript of the gene SPRING1, whose product is annotated as SREBF pathway regulator in golgi 1. Lineage: Eukaryota; Metazoa; Chordata; Aves; Galliformes; Phasianidae. The record is from RefSeq and is a predicted model, not a curated record. Gene Ontology annotation, biological process: positive regulation of SREBP signaling pathway.